AUGGCGGUGAAUCGCAUCCGCGGCGCCUUUGCCGUGCCUCGCAAGGGCGAGACCUUUGAGCUGCGCGCCGGCCUGGUCUCGCAGUAUGCCUACGAGCGCAAGGAGUCGAUCCAAAAGACCAUCAUGGCCAUGACGCUUGGAAAGGAUGUUUCGGCUCUCUUCCCCGACGUGCUCAAGAACAUUGCAACGGGCGACCUCGAUCAGAAGAAGCUUGUAUAUCUCUAUUUGAUGAACUACGCCAAGUCGCAUCCCGACCUAUGCAUUCUCGCCGUUAAUACCUUUGUCCAAGACUCUGAAGACCCGAAUCCACUGAUACGAGCAUUGGCGAUCCGAACGAUGGGAUGCAUCAGAGUAGACAAGAUGGUGGAUUACAUGGAGGAGCCCCUGAGGAAGACGCUACGGGACGAAUCACCAUACGUGCGCAAGACGGCCGCCAUCUGCGUCGCCAAGCUCUUCGAUCUCAACCCGCAGAUGUGCAUCGAAAACGGCUUUUUAGAGAUGCUCCAGGAGCUGAUUGGUGACCCCAACCCCAUGGUCGUCGCAAACUCGGUGACGGCCCUGUCUGAGAUCACCGAGACGGCGCCUGAGACGAGGGCAUUGAUCGUUACACCUGUGACCCUGAAGAAGCUGCUCAUGGCUCUUAACGAAUGUACCGAAUGGGGACGAGUUACCAUCCUGACUACUCUGGCCAACUACGGCGCGACGGACCAGAAGGAGUCGGAGCACAUCUGUGAGCGUGUGGCACCUCAGUUCCAGCACGUCAACCCUAGUGUGGUUCUUGCUGCGGUCAAGGUUGUUUUCAUCCACAUGCAGGCGCUUAACCCUGAGCUCGUGAGGUCAUACCUCAAGAAAAUGGCCCCUCCACUGGUCACCCUGGUUGCUUCGGCACCCGAGGUUCAGUAUGUCGCUCUGCGAAACAUUGAUCUCCUCCUCCAAGCCAAGCCCGACAUCCUGAGCAAGGAGAUGCGAGUCUUCUUCUGCAAGUACACUGACCCACCAUAUGUCAAGCUCCAGAAGCUGGAGAUUAUGGUGAGGAUAGCAAACGAGAGCAACUACGAGCAGCUGCUUGCCGAGUUGAAGGAGUAUGCCCUGGAAGUUGACAUGGACUUUGUCCGAAGAGCCGUCAAGGCUAUCGGUCAGGUGGCCAUCAAGAUCGAGAGCGCCAGCGAGAAGUGCGUGGCCGCUCUCGAGGACCUCAUCUCAACCAAGGUCAACUAUGUGGUUCAGGAGGUCGUUGUCGUCAUCAAGGAUAUCCUGCGCAAGUACCCUGGCUACGAGGGUGUGAUCCCCACGCUGUGUCAGUACAUUGAUGAGCUGGAUGAGCCCAACGCCCGUGGUUCGCUGAUCUGGAUUGUUGGUGAAUAUGCCGAGAAGAUCAACAAUGCCGACGAGAUCCUAGAGAGCUUCGUCGAGUCGUUCAUGGAGGAGUUCACACAGACACAACUCCAAAUAUUGACAGCUGUGGUCAAGCUCUUCCUGAAGAAGCCUGGCAGCAACCAAGCUCUUGUGCAAAAGGUGCUCCAGGCGGCUACAGCGGAGAACGAUAACCCCGAUAUCCGCGACAGAGCGUAUGUGUACUGGCGUCUGCUAUCUUCGGACCCAGAGAUUGCCAAGAACAUCGUUUUGUCUCAGAAGCCCACCAUCACAACUACCAUGACCACCCUCCCCCCUGCUCUGUUGGAGCAGCUCCUUACUGAGCUAUCGACUCUCGCCUCAGUAUACCACAAGCCUCCCGAGUCGUUUGUUGGCAAGGGCCGUUUCGGCGCCGACGAAAUCCAACGGGCUGCCAUCCAGGAGCAACGGCAAAACGCCGCCGACAACCCCAUCGCGGCAUCCGUUGCUGCCGCUGCGGCCAAUGGCUCUGGCAGCGGCGCAUCUCAGAACAACAUUGAGAACCUGCUGGAUAUCGAUUUUGACGGCGCGGCGCCUGCGUCUCAGGAGCAGAACAGCGCAUCUGCAACCCCUGACCGUGUGGCAAGCCCAGCGUCUGGUGGUCCCUCUGGUGCUAUGGCAGACAUGAUGAGCAUGUUUGAUGCACCAGCGCCUUCAAGCAGCGGCGCCGCACCUGCUGCUGGACCGAGCAGCGGCAUGAACGAUCUGAUGAACGGAUUCGAGGGCUUGAACUUUGGAGGUGCCGCCACCAGCGAGCCUCUUCCGGCAGCGAUGCAGCUGCAACAGGCCCACGGCGGGGUGCCGCAGCAGCCCAAGAAGGACAGUGAUGAUUUGCUAGGCCUCCUGUAG
Molecule: messenger RNA, 2241 nt
Organism: Fusarium keratoplasticum
Lineage: Eukaryota; Fungi; Ascomycota; Sordariomycetes; Hypocreales; Nectriaceae
Product: AP complex subunit beta
Exons: 5
Coding region: 1-2241 (746 amino acids)
Biological process (GO): intracellular protein transport; vesicle-mediated transport
Cellular component (GO): membrane coat
Molecular function (GO): clathrin binding
Source: RefSeq, a predicted model, not a curated record